AUGACAGAUCAACUAGUGGAUAAGCUGAGAAGCACUCAGAUCAGGUCCGAUUCUACCUUGGCCAUGCCACCCGAUCGUUCUGGUAUUUCAGCUAACAUCGUCCGUCCGGAUUGUAGCAGUGAUAGCUCCUCGCCUGCUCCCGGCGACGAUUGGAAGAAGAGCUUGAAGAUCCCCACCAAGGAUAACAGACAACAAACAGAGGAUGUGACGAAAACAAAGGGACUCGAGUUCGAAAAUUUCGCGCUCAAGAGAGACCUUCUCAUGGGCAUCUUUGAAGCUGGCUUCGAGAAGCCGUCUCCGAUUCAAGAAGAAGCUAUCCCUGUCGCCCUGACUGGGCGCGAUAUCCUCGCCCGAGCAAAGAACGGUACCGGCAAGACGGCUGCUUUUGUCAUCCCCGCCCUCGAGCGCAUCAAUCCCAAAGUUAACAAAAUUCAAUGUCUCAUCCUCGUUCCCACCAGAGAGCUGGCCAUGCAGACCUCGCAGGUUUGCAAGACGCUCGGCAAGCAUCUCGGUGUCAAUGUCAUGGUCACCACUGGUGGCACGGGCCUUCGCGACGAUAUCCUCCGGCUUGCGGAGCCUGUCCAUGUUGUGGUUGGAACUCCGGGUCGUAUUCUCGACCUAGCAGGAAAGAACGUUGCUGAUCUGAGCGAGUGCCCCAUGUUUAUCAUGGAUGAGGCUGACAAGCUUCUGUCUGCCGAGUUCACCCCCACGAUUGAGCAGCUUCUCCGGUUUCACCCUAAGGAUCGCCAGGUUAUGCUCUUCUCAGCUACCUUCCCUCUGUCCGUCAAGGACUUUUCCGACCGCAACAUGUCCAGCCCCUACGAAAUUAACCUAAUGGACGAGCUGACCCUGCGUGGUAUCACCCAAUACUACGCAUUUGUUGAGGAGAAGCAAAAGGUGCAUUGCCUGAACACUCUCUUCUCAAAGCUGCAGAUCAACCAGUCCAUCAUCUUCUGCAAUUCCACCAACCGCGUCGAACUCCUUGCCAAGAAAAUCACCGAACUUGGCUACUCGUGCUUCUACAGCCACGCGCGCAUGCAGCAGCAGGCUCGUAAUCGCGUCUUCCACGACUUCCGCAAUGGUGUUUGCCGUAAUCUCGUUUGCUCUGACCUCUUGACUCGUGGCAUUGAUAUUCAAGCUGUCAACGUCGUCAUCAAUUUUGAUUUUCCCAAAAAUGCCGAGACUUAUCUACACAGAAUCGGUCGUUCCGGGCGAUACGGCCAUCUUGGUCUUGCUAUUAACCUCAUCAACUGGGAGGAUCGCUUCAACCUCUACAACAUUGAGCGCGAUCUAGGCACUGAAAUUCAGGCUAUUCCUGCAAGCAUUGACAAGAGCUUGUACGUGUACGAUAACCCCGAGAGCAUCCCUCGACCAGUCUCCAACUUUCCCAAGGCUGCUUCUCAACAGCAGGGCCAAGCUCUGCUUCCCCAGCAACCUCAGUCGCAGCAGGGUAACUGGCAGACCCAGGGCCAGCAUAAUGGAAACUAUAACCGUGGACGCGGUCGUAGUCGGGGAGGCUAUCGUGGUCGUGGCGGUGGCAGUGGAGGCGGUGGUCGUGGUCGCGUCCCUGCCCAGCUCCAAGACUAA
Beauveria bassiana ARSEF 2860 is the source of this 1587-nucleotide messenger RNA. Its product is annotated as DEAD/DEAH box helicase. NCBI's taxonomy places the organism in Eukaryota, Fungi, Ascomycota, Sordariomycetes, Hypocreales, Cordycipitaceae. The coding region runs from base 1 to 1587 and encodes 528 amino acids. The record is from RefSeq and is a predicted model, not a curated record. Gene Ontology annotation, cellular component: cytoplasmic stress granule; P-body. Gene Ontology annotation, biological process: cytoplasmic stress granule assembly; P-body assembly. The transcript is spliced from 2 exons. Gene Ontology annotation, molecular function: mRNA binding; ATP binding; RNA helicase activity.